AUGUUCCCCUUUGCUGUACCAUAUCCUCCAGAACAAAUAAAUGGGUUCUGGGGGAUUCCCACCUCCACCAUUGAUUGGUGUGAAGAAAACUACGUGGUAUCAACAUACAUUGCUGAGGCAUUGAACACCGUCACCAACUCAGUCUUCAUAGUACUCGCACUGUUUGCCAUAGUCAAAGCUUAUACCAAUAAAUUAGAACCAAGAUUCAUAUUUAGUGCCUUGGGGUUCUUAUUGGUGGGUAUAGGUUCAUGGCUCUUCCAUAUGACCUUGAGAUACGAGUUCCAACUUUUAGAUGAACUACCAAUGAUCUAUGCCACUUGUAUACCCUUUUGGUCGGUGUUUAGUGAGUUUAAAACCAAAUCUCAAUCGUUAUUAGUGGCCUUGGGAAUCUUCACGGCUGCCAAUACUUUAACAUUGGUGUACUUAUACUGGAAAGACCCCACUAUCCAUCAAGCAGGUUAUGCUCUCUUAAAUGUAGGGAUCAUCUUAAGAUCAAUCGGCCUUACUCAAAAACACGUCUUUGAUCCAGUUGCUAAAAGACAAUUGUUCCGUACAAUGGUCUCGGGUGUAGCCAUCUUUUUGUUGGGAUACUUUUUAUGGAAUAUGGACAUUCAUUUCUGUCAUCAUGUCCGUUCUGCUAGACGAUCCAUUGGUAUGCCUUAUGGAUUUGUGUUGGAAGGACAUGGCUGGUGGCAUAUUUUCACCGGUACCGGAGUCUAUUUCUAUUUGGUGUAUGAAGAAUACUUGAGAUGUUUUCUUCAAGGAACAGACAAAUUCUAUGCUUUCAAAUGGGCCUAUGGUUUACCUUAUAUUUCAUUGGUAGACAAGCAUGGAUUGGAAAGAGCAAGAGCCAUCAAGACUUUGGCAGACCUCGAUAAAGAGUAUUUGGAUCAGCAAGCAAAGUUGAUAUCAAUUGACUCGAAAAAGAUUCAAUGA
This is a messenger RNA of Lizanozyma spartinae, 936 nucleotides long. RefSeq names its product alkaline dihydroceramidase (gene YDC1). Gene Ontology annotation, biological process: ceramide biosynthetic process; ceramide catabolic process. Lineage: Eukaryota; Fungi; Ascomycota; Pichiomycetes; Serinales; Debaryomycetaceae. Bases 1 to 936 code for a protein of 311 amino acids. Gene Ontology annotation, cellular component: endoplasmic reticulum membrane. The transcript has a single exon. The record is from RefSeq and is a predicted model, not a curated record.